This is a messenger RNA of Odobenus rosmarus divergens (Pacific walrus), 550 nucleotides long. RefSeq names its product ubiquitin D (gene UBD). Gene Ontology annotation, cellular component: nucleus. The transcript is spliced from 2 exons. Gene Ontology annotation, biological process: ubiquitin-dependent protein catabolic process; positive regulation of canonical NF-kappaB signal transduction; response to tumor necrosis factor. Gene Ontology annotation, molecular function: protein binding; proteasome binding. Lineage: Eukaryota; Metazoa; Chordata; Mammalia; Carnivora; Odobenidae. The record is from RefSeq and is a predicted model, not a curated record. Bases 53 to 550 code for a protein of 165 amino acids.
GAACACAAGUCCUUUUCCUCAGCCUCUUUUGUCUACUCCUUUGAUUGCAAACAUGGCAUCCAGUGCUUCCUGCCUCUGUGUGAAGGUCUAUUCUGCGGAAGGGACAUCAAUGACCUUCACUGCUAACGUGAAUGACAGAGUGAAGAAGAUCAAUGAACAUGUCCGGGCUAAGACCAAGGUUCCCGUGCAAGACCAGGUCCUUUUGAUGGGCUCCAAGACUCUAAAGCCCCAGAGGAAGCUGUCAUCUUACGGCAUUGACAAGGAGACGACCAUCCACCUCACUCUGAAGGUGGUGAAGCCCAGUGAUGAGGAGCUGCCCUUGUUUCUGGUGGAGUCAGGUGAUAAGGGGCAGAGGCACCUCCUCCAGGUGCGAAGGUCCAGCUCAGUGGCCCAGGUGAAACAGAUGAUAGAGACCAAGACCGCUAUCAUGCCUGAGAAACAGAUUGUGACUUGCAACGGCAAGAGGCUGGAAGAUGGGAAGACCAUGGCAGAUUAUGGCAUCAGAGGGGGCAAUUUACUCUUCCUGACAGCCCACUGCAUUGGGGGGUGA